Molecule: messenger RNA, 1269 nt
Organism: Nomia melanderi (Alkali bee)
Lineage: Eukaryota; Metazoa; Arthropoda; Insecta; Hymenoptera; Halictidae
Gene: MED18
Product: mediator complex subunit 18
Biological process (GO): regulation of transcription by RNA polymerase II; termination of RNA polymerase II transcription
Cellular component (GO): mediator complex; core mediator complex
Molecular function (GO): transcription coregulator activity
Source: RefSeq, a predicted model, not a curated record
AUUAUUCUUUUAUUUAUAAGCGUUAUGAAGUCAGUAACUAAUUUUCGUGCAUUAAUAUAUUAUGUUGAAUAACAUUUGUAUGUAUUUAAAUUUCGGAAACAAUAAUAAGAAAUUACAUACAUACCUACAUACUUAUAUAUGUAGGUUGUACAUAGUAUAUAUAUGUCCCGAGAUUUGAAACGGUAACCUAAAAGUAAAUAUAUAUAUCUGUCAAAUACAGUGUUUCAUAUUGUACAGAAAAAAGUCAGUAUUCGUGAAAUAAAUUUAUAAAAUAUAAAAAUGAAUGCUCCAGUAAGUACAGCAAUGGACAGCUUAUCAGCUGCAAUUAAAUCAAACAUAAUUCCGAACCAAGAAUAUUUACUACAAAGUUCGGUAUUAGACAGUGCUGUUGAAGUGCUACUUCACAGGUUACGUGGUUUAUGUGACAAUGUUGACACUGGACCAGAAACAUUCAAUGACCAUGAAAUGUGCUUCAGUAUUAGAGGAUCGGAACAACCAUUACUUUUACGUGUUAGACGGGCAUUAGAUUAUCAAGAUAUGCCAUGGCAAUUACGUUAUAUUGGUCAACCAGAAUUGGGUGACAAGUCACGACCUACAAUUGUUAGGAGUAGCUUAGAUAUAGCAACAAGUAAUACAGUCGUUGACUUUUUGACAGAACUUGGAUGUAGAUUAGAUUUUGAAUAUAUUGCUCGUGGUUAUAUGUUCCGUAAAGGUAGAAUGAAGGUCACAGUUUCCAAAAUAUUUAAAAUGGCUCAACAAGGGAAAAUGCCUGAAAGUAUGGAAGCUAUAUCUCAAAGCUAUUUAGUAGAACUAAGUGUUUUAGCGCCAAGUGGUCAAGAUGCAAUAGCAGAAGAUAUGAGAAUUUUUGCAGAACAGUUAAAACCUUUGGUUCAACUUGAGAAAAUUGAUUAUAAGAGACUUGUUCAUUAAUGAAGUAAUUUUCAAGAAAUCCAUAUUGUACUUUAACACAGUCGUUACCAGUGUCUGAAACUUGUGAUGACUACUAUUAUGUAUUUUACAUAAAGAAAACCAAAUUAAUUUUACCUGUAUUACUAUUUAAAUUUAUAAUUCUUUGUGUAACAGUCAAGUGUGAAUGAGAUUUUUUUAUAACAUCUGUUUGAUCUUCAUAGAGGAUACAUUACAUUUGAUAAAAUAUUGUAACUGAAGUCAUUUUAUUAAAAUAAAUAGCGGUUAUGAAUGUGUGAAACUAUACUUAUGAAUUGUAAAUUUUUUAUAAUGUUGUAAAUAAUAAAAUACUUUUGUGAUGUA